Messenger RNA from Closterium sp. Yama58-4, 6198 nucleotides. NCBI's taxonomy places the organism in Eukaryota, Viridiplantae, Streptophyta, Zygnematophyceae, Desmidiales, Closteriaceae. The record is from the annotation of a GenBank genome assembly.
AUGUCCUCCGGCCAGCGCUUGCAAGGCGCACAGUCCGCUGGGCAUGAUGGGAUUGAAGGCGAGGGGCAUGAUGGGAUUGAAGGCGAGGGGCAUGAUGGGAUUGAAGGCGAGGGGCAUGAUGGGAUUGAAGGCGAGGGGCAUGAUGGGAUUGAAGGCGAGGGGCAUGAUGGGAUUGAAGGCGAGGGGCAUGAUGGGAUUGAAGGCGAGGGGCAUGAUGGGAUUGAAGGCGAGGGGCAUGAUGGGAUUGACGGCGAGGGGCAUGAUGGGAUUGAAGGCGAGGGGCAUGAUGGGAUUGAAGGCGAGGGGCAUGAUGGGAUUGAAGGCGAGGGGCAUGAUGGGAUUGAAGGCGAGGGGCAUGAUGGGAUUGACGGCGAGGGGCAUGAUGGGAUUGAAGGCGAGGGGCAUGAUGGGAUUGAAGGCGAGGGGCAUGAUGGGAUUGAAGGCGAGGGGCAUGAUGGGAUUGAAGGCGAGGGGCAUGAUGGGAUUGAAGGCGAGGGGCAUGAUGGGAUUGAAGGCGAGGGGCAUGAUGGGAUUGAAGGCGAGGGGCAUGAUGGGAUUGAAGGCGAGGGGCAUGAUGGGAUUGAAGGCGAGGGGCAUGAUGGGAUUGAAGGCGAGGGGCAUGAUGGGAUUGAAGGCGAGGGGCAUGAUGGGAUUGAAGGCGAGGGGCAUGAUGGGAUUGAAGGCGAGGGGCAUGAUGGGAUUGAAGGCGAGGGGCAUGAUGGGAUUGAAGGCGAGGGGCAUGAUGGGAUUGAAGGCGAGGGGCAUGAUGGGAUUGAAGGCGAGGGACAUGAUGGGAUUGAAGGCGAGGGGCAUGAUGGGAUUGAAGGCGAGGGGCAUGAUGGGAUUGAAGGCGAGGGGCAUGAUGGGAUUGAAGGCGAGGGGCAUGAUGGGAUUGAAGGCGAGGGGCAUGAUGGGAUGGAAGGCGAGGGGCAUGAUGGGAUGGAAGGCGAGGGGCAUGAUGGGAUGGAAGGCGAGGGGCAUGAUGGGAUUGAAGGCGAGGGACAUGAUGGGAUUGAAGGCGAGGGGCAUGAUGGGAUUGAAGGCGAGGGGCAUGAUGGGAUUGAAGGCGAGGGGCAUGAUGGGAUUGAAGGCGAGGGGCAUGAUGGGAUUGAAGGCGAGGGGCAUGAUGGGAUUGAAGGCGAGGGGCAUGAUGGGAUUGAAGGCGAGGGGCAUGAUGGGAUUGAAGGCGAGGGGCAUGAUGGGAUUGAAGGCGAGGGGCAUGAUGGGAUUGAAGGCGAGGGGCAUGAUGGGAUUGAAGGCGAGGGGCAUGAUGGGAUUGAAGGCGAGGGGCAUGAUGGGAUUGAAGGCGAGGGGCAUGAUGGGAUUGAAGGCGAGGGGCAUGAUGGGAUUGAAGGCGAGGGGCAUGAUGGGAUUGAAGGCGAGGGGCAUGAUGGGAUUGAAGGCGAGGGGCAUGAUGGGAUUGAAGGCGAGGGGCAUGAUGGGAUUGAAGGCGAGGGGCAUGAUGGGAUUGAAGGCGAGGGGCAUGAUGGGAUUGAAGGCGAGGGGCAUGAUGGGAUUGAAGGCGAGGGGCAUGAUGGGAUUGAAGGCGAGGGGCAUGAUGGGAUUGAAGGCGAGGGGCAUGAUGGGAUUGAAGGCGAGGGGCAUGAUGGGAUGGAAGGCGAGGGGCAUGAUGGGAUGGAAGGCGAGGGGCAUGAUGGGAUGGAAGGCGAGGGGCAUGAUGGGAUUGAAGGCGAGGGGCAUGAUGGGAUUGAAGGCGAGGGGCAUGAUGGGAUUGAAGGCGAGGGGCAUGAUGGGAUUGAAGGCGAGGGGCAUGAUGGGAUUGAAGGCGAGGGGCAUGAUGGGAUUGAAGGCGAGGGGCAUGAUGGGAUUGAAGGCGAGGGGCAUGAUGGGAUUGAAGGCGAGGGGCAUGAUGGGAUUGAAGGCGAGGGGCAUGAUGGGAUUGAAGGCGAGGGGCAUGAUGGGAUUGAAGGCGAGGGGCAUGAUGGGAUUGAAGGCGAGGGGCAUGAUGGGAUGGAAGGCGAGGGGCAUGAUGGGAUGGAAGGCGAGGGGCAUGAUGGGAUGGAAGGCGAGGGGCAUGAUGGGAUUGAAGGCGAGGGGCAUGAUGGGAUUGAAGGCGAGGGGCAUGAUGGGAUUGAAGGCGAGGGGCAUGAUGGGAUUGAAGGCGAGGGGCAUGAUGGGAUUGAAGGCGAGGGGCAUGAUGGGAUUGAAGGCGAGGGGCAUGAUGGGAUUGAAGGCGAGGGGCAUGAUGGGAUUGAAGGCGAGGGGCAUGAUGGGAUUGAAGGCGAGGGGCAUGAUGGGAUUGAAGGCGAGGGGCAUGAUGGGAUUGAAGGCGAGGGGCAUGAUGGGAUUGAAGGCGAGGGGCAUGAUGGGAUUGAAGGCGAGGGGCAUGAUGGGAUUGAAGGCGAGGGGCAUGAUGGGAUUGAAGGCGAGGGGCAUGAUGGGAUUGAAGGCGAGGGGCAUGAUGGGAUUGAAGGCGAGGGGCAUGACGGGAUGGAAGGCGAGGGGCAUGAUGGGAUGGAAGGCGAGGGGCAUGAUGGGAUGGAAGGCGAGGGGCAUGAUGGGAUUGAAGGCGAGGGGCAUGAUGGGAUUGAAGGCGAGGGGCAUGAUGGGAUUGAAGGCGAGGGGCAUGAUGGGAUUGAAGGCGAGGGGCAUGAUGGGAUUGAAGGCGAGGGGCAUGAUGGGAUUGAAGGCGAGGGGCAUGAUGGGAUUGAAGGCGAGGGGCAUGAUGGGAUUGAAGGCGAGGGGCAUGAUGGGAUUGAAGGCGAGGGGCAUGAUGGGAUUGAAGGCGAGGGGCAUGAUGGGAUUGAAGGCGAGGGGCAUGAUGGGAUUGAAGGCGAGGGGCAUGAUGGGAUUGAAGGCGAGGGGCAUGAUGGGAUUGAAGGCGAGGGGCAUGAUGGGAUUGAAGGCGAGGGGCAUGAUGGGAUUGAAGGCGAGGGGCAUGAUGGGAUUGAAGGCGAGGGGCAUGAUGGGAUUGAAGGCGAGGGGCAUGAUGGGAUUGAAGGCGAGGGGCAUGAUGGGAUUGAAGGCGAGGGGCAUGAUGGGAUUGAAGGCGAGGGGCAUGAUGGGAUGGAAGGCGAGGGGCAUGAUGGGAUGGAAGGCGAGGGGCAUGAUGGGAUGGAAGGCGAGGGGCAUGAUGGGAUUGAAGGCGAGGGGCAUGAUGGGAUUGAAGGCGAGGGGCAUGAUGGGAUUGAAGGCGAGGGGCAUGAUGGGAUUGAAGGCGAGGGGCAUGAUGGGAUUGAAGGCGAGGGGCAUGAUGGGAUUGAAGGCGAGGGGCAUGAUGGGAUUGAAGGCGAGGGGCAUGAUGGGAUUGAAGGCGAGGGGCAUGAUGGGAUUGAAGGCGAGGGGCAUGAUGGGAUUGAAGGCGAGGGACAUGAUGGGAUUGAAGGCGAGGGGCAUGAUGGGAUUGAAGGCGAGGGGCAUGAUGGGAUUGAAGGCGAGGGGCAUGAUGGGAUUGAAGGCGAGGGGCAUGAUGGGAUGGAAGGCGAGGGGCAUGAUGGGAUGGAAGGCGAGGGGCAUGAUGGGAUGGAAGGCGAGGGGCAUGAUGGGAUUGAAGGCGAGGGGCAUGAUGGGAUUGAAGGCGAGGGGCAUGAUGGGAUUGAAGGCGAGGGGCAUGAUGGGAUUGAAGGCGAGGGGCAUGAUGGGAUUGAAGGCGAGGGGCAUGAUGGGAUUGAAGGCGAGGGGCAUGAUGGGAUUGAAGGCGAGGGGCAUGAUGGGAUUGAAGGCGAGGGGCAUGAUGGGAUUGAAGGCGAGGGGCAUGAUGGGAUUGAAGGCGAGGGGCAUGAUGGGAUUGAAGGCGAGGGGCAUGAUGGGAUUGAAGGCGAGGGGCAUGAUGGGAUUGAAGGCGAGGGGCAUGAUGGGAUUGAAGGCGAGGGGCAUGAUGGGAUUGAAGGCGAGGGGCAUGAUGGGAUUGAAGGCGAGGGGCAUGAUGGGAUUGAAGGCGAGGGGCAUGAUGGGAUGGAAGGCGAGGGGCAUGAUGGGAUGGAAGGCGAGGGGCAUGAUGGGAUUGAAGGCGAGGGGCAUGAUGGGAUUGAAGGCGAGGGGCAUGAUGGGAUUGAAGGCGAGGGGCAUGAUGGGAUUGAAGGCGAGGGGCAUGAUGGGAUUGAAGGCGAGGGGCAUGAUGGGAUUGAAGGCGAGGGGCAUGAUGGGAUUGAAGGCGAGGGGCAUGAUGGGAUUGAAGGCGAGGGGCAUGAUGGGAUUGAAGGCGAGGGGCAUGAUGGGAUUGAAGGCGAGGGGCAUGAUGGGAUUGAAGGCGAGGGGCAUGAUGGGAUUGAAGGCGAGGGGCAUGAUGGGAUGGAAGGCGAGGGGCAUGAUGGGAUGGAAGGCGAGGGGCAUGAUGGGAUGGAAGGCGAGGGGCAUGAUGGGAUUGAAGGCGAGGGGCAUGAUGGGAUUGAAGGCGAGGGGCAUGAUGGGAUUGAAGGCGAGGGGCAUGAUGGGAUUGAAGGCGAGGGGCAUGAUGGGAUUGAAGGCGAGGGGCAUGAUGGGAUUGAAGGCGAGGGGCAUGAUGGGAUUGAAGGCGAGGGGCAUGAUGGGAUUGAAGGCGAGGGGCAUGAUGGGAUUGAAGGCGAGGGGCAUGAUGGGAUUGAAGGCGAGGGGCAUGAUGGGAUUGAAGGCGAGGGGCAUGAUGGGAUUGAAGGCGAGGGGCAUGAUGGGAUGGAAGGCGAGGGGCAUGAUGGGAUGGAAGGCGAGGGGCAUGAUGGGAUGGAAGGCGAGGGGCAUGAUGGGAUUGAAGGCGAGGGGCAUGAUGGGAUUGAAGGCGAGGGGCAUGAUGGGAUUGAAGGCGAGGGGCAUGAUGGGAUUGAAGGCGAGGGGCAUGAUGGGAUUGAAGGCGAGGGGCAUGAUGGGAUUGAAGGCGAGGGGCAUGAUGGGAUUGAAGGCGAGGGGCAUGAUGGGAUUGAAGGCGAGGGGCAUGAUGGGAUUGAAGGCGAGGGGCAUGAUGGGAUUGAAGGCGAGGGGCAUGAUGGGAUUGAAGGCGAGGGGCAUGAUGGGAUUGAAGGCGAGGGGCAUGAUGGGAUUGAAGGCGAGGGGCAUGAUGGGAUUGAAGGCGAGGGGCAUGAUGGGAUUGAAGGCGAGGGGCAUGAUGGGAUUGAAGGCGAGGGGCAUGAUGGGAUUGAAGGCGAGGGGCAUGAUGGGAUUGAAGGCGAGGGGCAUGAUGGGAUUGAAGGCGAGGGGCAUGAUGGGAUUGAAGGCGAGGGGCAUGAUGGGAUGGAAGGCGAGGGGCAUGAUGGGAUGGAAGGCGAGGGGCAUGAUGGGAUGGAAGGCGAGGGGCAUGAUGGGAUUGAAGGCGAGGGGCAUGAUGGGAUUGAAGGCGAGGGGCAUGAUGGGAUUGAAGGCGAGGGGCAUGAUGGGAUUGAAGGCGAGGGGCAUGAUGGGAUUGAAGGCGAGGGGCAUGAUGGGAUGGAAGGCGAGGGGCAUGAUGGGAUUGAAGGCGAGGGGCAUGAUGGGAUUGAAGGCGAGGGGCAUGAUGGGAUUGAAGGCGAGGGGCAUGAUGGGAUUGAAGGCGAGGGGCAUGAUGGGAUUGAAGGCGAGGGGCAUGAUGGGAUGAAGGCGAGGGGCAUGAUGGGAUGGAAGGCGAGGGGCAUGAUGGGAUUGAAGGCGAGGGGCAUGAUGGGAUUGAAGGCGAGGGGCAUGAUGGGAUUGAAGGCGAGGGGCAUGAUGGGAUUGAAGGCGAGGGGCAUGAUGGGAUUGAAGGCGAGGGGCAUGAUGGGAUUGAAGGCGAGGGGCAUGAUGGGAUUGAAGGCGAGGGGCAUGAUGGGAUUGAAGGCGAGGGGCAUGAUGGGAUUGAAGGCGAGGGGCAUGAUGGGAUUGAAGGCGAGGGGCAUGAUGGGAUUGAAGGCGAGGGGCAUGAUGGGAUUGAAGGCGAGGGGCAUGAUGGGAUUGAAGGCGAGGGGCAUGAUGGGAUUGAAGGCGAGGGGCAUGAUGGGAUUGAAGGCGAGGGGCAUGAUGGGAUUGAAGGCGAGGGGCAUGAUGGGAUUGAAGGCGAGGGGCAUGAUGGGAUUGAAGGCGAGGGGCAUGAUGGGAUUGAAGGCGAGGGGCAUGAUGGGAUUGAAGGCGAGGGGCAUGAUGGGAUUGAAGGCGAGGGGCAUGAUGGGAUUGAAGGCGAGGGGCAUGAUGGGAUUGAAGGCGAGGGGCAUGAUGGGAUUGAAGGCGAGGGGCAUGAUGGGAUUGAAGGCGAGGGGCAUGAUGGGAUUGAAGGCGAGGGGCAUGAUGGGAUUGAAGGCGAGGGGCAUGAUGGGAUGA